Molecule: messenger RNA, 801 nt
Organism: Camelina sativa (false flax)
Lineage: Eukaryota; Viridiplantae; Streptophyta; Magnoliopsida; Brassicales; Brassicaceae
Source: RefSeq, a predicted model, not a curated record
UCUCAGAUAUCGAAAUUUUUACCAGGAAGGACUGACAACGAGAUCAAAAACUACUGGCAUUCUAAUCUAAAGAAGGGUGUAACUUUGACGCAACUUGAAACCUCAAGAACCCAUCAAACACCUUCAAUCACAAACUCACUUGAGACCUUCCAGAGUUCAUCAACUGAAAGAUGUUCUUCAUCUAUCAAUCUCGGAGAAACAUUUAAUGCUCAAACCCCAAGCUUUUCGCCAAGUCUAGUGUUUUCCGAAUGGUUAGAUCACAGUUUGUUAAUGGAUCAGUCACCUCAAAACCUUGUUGUACCGCAAGAGAGAGGAUUCAUUGUACCAUGUGGACCUCUUCAUCAUUUAGAAAACAACUCUUCCCCUGAUUUGGUACCAACUUCAGAUUUUUUGUUGGAGGAUGAGAUAUCUGAGGUCGAGUUCUGUACUUCAUUUUCAGACAAUUUUUUGUUCGAAGGUCUCAUCAACGAGCUACGACAAAUGUAAAUGUUUGGAGAUCCAAGUAAAUGGGUUUAAAGUUAUUUAAGUAGAAGAGUAAAUAAAUAAAUACUCUAAUUUGUAAGUCCUUCACGUUGCUUCUGCUUUCACGCUUUUCUUGUUUGAUCAUUAUUUGACCUAUUACAUUAAGAUAUUGACUAAGAACAUCAAUUCUAACGAACACGAGAGUAUUUGAUUGGACUAGUCGGAUCAUCAAACAUUGUAAGAAAGGUAGCAAAACUCAGGUCUUAAACAGAGAUAUCAGAUUGGGAUGAAAGAGUUUGAGCAAAGUAAACAAAAUUUAAUGUCGGGAGAAUUCAAUAU